Messenger RNA from Daucus carota subsp. sativus, 1840 nucleotides. Its product is annotated as E3 ubiquitin protein ligase DRIP2. Lineage: Eukaryota; Viridiplantae; Streptophyta; Magnoliopsida; Apiales; Apiaceae. Gene Ontology annotation, molecular function: ubiquitin-protein transferase activity. Bases 215 to 1450 code for a protein of 411 amino acids. The transcript is spliced from 8 exons. The record is from RefSeq and is a predicted model, not a curated record.
AAACAGAAAAACCAAAAAGAAGUGUUUGGAUCCAUACCAGCACUCGAACAGCCGCUUUUCAUUUUCUUCACUCUCGAUUUCAUCUCCCAAACAGAUCGCAAUUUUAACCCCCCUUCUCGUUUUUGUCCGAAACCAAUUAGUCUCUGUACUUGUAUUUCACUUGCUCACAUACCCAGUUCAGUUCUUGAUUUUCAGGUAGGUGAGUGAUUUUUGGAUGUUCAAGGAGAUGGUGAGUGUGAAGAGGGAAGCACUUGUGGCAUGCAUGACAUGCCCUAUUUGCAAUCACAUUUUCAGAGAUGCUACAACUAUCUCUGAGUGUCUCCACACGUUCUGUAGAAAGUGCAUUUGCAAGAAAUUGUCAGACGAGGAACUAGAACGUUGUCCGGUAUGCGACAUUGAUUUGGGCGUUGUGCCAGAGGAGAAGCUGAGGCCAGAUCAUAAUUUGGAAGACUUAAGAGCAAAGAUCUUUCCUUACAAGAGAAGAAAGCUGGAUCCAUCUGAAGAUCUUUCCUCGUUUGCAUUACCUUCAAGAAGAAAGGAAAAGUCACUCUCUUCUUUGGUGGUCAACAGUCCUAGAGUUUCGUCAAAGACUGCACUGACUGGGAGAAGAUCAAAAGCUCCUGUAAGAAAACCGCUGCGAGGUUCGAGUUUUUCAGUUGAAAAACAGAUAAAGAAAGAAGAAAAUUUUGCGAGCUUUAUAUCACGUGAGACACCAACCAAGCAGAAUUCUUCAAAUGGUGAGCCUUCUAGCCAUUCUACACCUAAUAUAGGAACAGAAAAUGGUGCUAGCACAGGUGAGGGAAAAGUUAAUGUUUGGAAGCCACUGAACUUUCUUGUAGAAGCUGCAAAUAGGAAUAAAUCUGCGAAGUUCACAUCACAAGGAUCUACAUCCAAAUCACAACCUACCAAUGCUGCAAAAGCUAAACAACUUGCUUUUAGAAAUAAGCGGAAAAUCGAAGAUGAGAAUUAUAGCACUGGUAUACACCUUCCUGAAUCUAGAAAACCCAAAAGAAUCCAAUGGUUGCAUCACAAAAAAGAAAGCACUUUUGGAAAGACCAAUCUCUCUCCCCAGGAAGUGCUGGACGCUUGCAACAUCAGGCAUGAAAAAAGAUUAAAUCCAGUUUGGUGCUCGCUAGUGGCUUCGAAAGACCUGGAAGAUUAUAGGUCCUUGCCUCAGAUAUCUGCAAGUUUCUUAAGAAUAAAGGAUGGGAGCAUAUCUGUUUCUUUUAUACAGAAGUACCUAAUGAGGAAACUAAACCUUCCUGGUGAAGAUGAAAUUGAGAUCAGAUGCAGGGGCGAGCCGGUUGUCCCCACAUUACAACUGCAUAAACUGAUUGAACUGUGGCUGCAAAAAAUAUCAUCGUCUGAAAAAGUAUCUGCAAAAAUUGGCUCCUCAGCGAAGGAAUUUGUAAUGGUUUUGGGAUAUGCCCGUAAACCCCCAUCUGCUUGAGGAUAUACAUCUAUCUAUCGAAUGUUUCGUUUUAGUCGGGAGAAUUUCUGCUGAACUGGACACAACCAUCACAAUUUCUGCGUUUCUCCAUUUACACAAGCCCAUGAGCAAGUGCCUAGCCUGCUGACAUUACAAUGCAGCAUUUUUCUCCGAAACCUAAGCACUAUGCAUGGUGUGCUGGUGAUUGAGGGCGUGUUAACCACCAUGUUCAGCUGUUGUUAAUUGUGCUAAUUUUAAUUUUAUUUUUUAAUUUCGUUUACUAGUUGUACUAUUAUUCGGAGAACUUGUUGUAACUUGUAUAUACUAUUUAGAUGUGUUAUUACUGUCUGUUGUCUUUAAUCUUUGUCAAAAAGGAUUAAGUUCAGUUUGAUGGGUAUUUUUCUUUUUCAA